AUGGACCAGUGUGAGGACGGACAGUGGGGAGGCCGUCCCUCUAAAAGGACUCUGAGUGGGGAACACCAGAAACAGACCAAAGCUAAACGUCUCAGCUCAAAGUCAACUCCAGAUGUUUCUCUCUUCCAGCUGCUGGAGGACAACAUGCUGACUUUCAUGAAGGGGGAGCUGAAGAAGAUGAAGAAGCUCCUGAGUCCAGAUUACCCAGCAUGCUCAUGGAGUGAGCGGGAGGAUGAGGAUGAAGAGCAGAGGGGCAGCAGAGAAUCAUUUCUGAUGUUCACACUGGACUUCCUGAGGAGGAUGAAGCAGGAGGAGCUGGCUCAGCGUCUGAGGAGCAGAAUUUCUGCUGGAGUCUGCCAACAGAAACUGAAAUGUGGCCUGGAGAAGAGGUUCAAGUGUGUGUUUGAGGGGGUCUCUGAAGGAGGACAGUCCACUGAGCAGAACCAGAUCUACUCAGAGCUCCACAUCACAGUGGGAGGGACUGCAGAGGUCAAUGAGGAACACGAGGUCAGACAGGUUGAAACAGCAUCCAGGAAAACAAACACAGAAGAAAGAAGCAUCAGCCCAGGAGACAUAUUUAAAGACUCACCUGGAAGGUCUAAACCAAUCAGAAGAGUGCUGACAAAGGGAGUGGCUGGCAUUGGGAAAACAGUCCUGACACAGAAGUUCACUCUGGACUGGGCUGAAGACAAAGCCAACCAGGACGUCCACUUCAUAUUUCCAUUCACCUUCAGAGAGCUGAAUGUAGUGAAGGAGGACAAGUUCAGCUUGGUGGGACUUGUUCAUCACUUCUUCAAAGAAACCAAAGAAGCAGGAAUCUGCAGCUUUGAAGAAUUCCAGGUGAUCUUCAUCUUUGAUGGUCUGGAUGAGUGUCGACUCCCUCUGAACUUCCACCAGACUGAGAUCCUGACUGAUGUUACAGAGUCCACCUCAGUGGAUGUUCUGCUGAUAAACCUCUUCAGGGGGAAACUGCUUCCCUCUGCUCGCCUCUGGAUCACCACACGACCUGCAGCAGCCAAUCAGAUCCCUGCUGACUGUGUGGACAGGGUGACAGAGGUCCGAGGGUUCACCGACCCCCAGAAGGAGGAGUACUUCAGGAGGAGGUUCAAAGAGGAGGAGCAGGCCCGCAGGAUCAUCUCCCACAUCAAGAAAUCCCGAAGCCUCCACAUCAUGUGCCACAUCCUGGUCUUCUGCUGGAUCACUGCUGAAGUUCUGGAGGAAGAGUUGAAGAGCAGAGAGGGAGGAGAGCUGCCCAAGACCCUGACUGAGGUUUUCAUCCACCACCUGGUGGUCCAGGUCAAAAUGAACAAGGUCAGGUUUGAUGGAGGAGCUGCUACAGAUCCACACUGGAGUCCAGAGAGCAGAAAGGUAAUGGAGGCUCUGGGAAAACUGGCUUUUGAUCAGCUGCAGAAAGGAAACCCAAUCUUCUAUAAAUCCGACUUGAAAGAGUGUGGUAUUGACCUCAAAGCAGCCUCAAUGUACUCAGGAAUGUUCCCACAGAUCUUUAAAGAGGAAAAAGUCCUGAACAAGGACAAAUUGUUCUGCUUCACCCAUUCGGGCCUUCAGGAGUUUCUGGCUGCUCUUCAUGUCCAUCAGACCUUCAUCAAGUCUGGGACUGACCUACUGCAAGAGCAACAACAACAACCCUCCAGGGGGUCGAAAGCAAUGAAGAAGAGGCCAAAUAUUCACUUUCUCCAUCAGAGCGCUGUGAAUGAGGCCUUGAAGAGUCCAAAUGGACACCUGGACUUGUUCCUCCGCUUCCUCCUGGGUCUUUCACUGCAGACCAAUCAGAGUCUCCUUCAAGGUCUCCUGACAAAGACACGAAGUAACUCAGAGGCCAGGCAGGACACAUUAUGGUACAUCAAGGGGAAGCUGUUUGAGAGUGCAUCUGUAGAAAGAAGCAUCAAUCUGUUCCACUGUCUGAAUGAACUGAAUGACGUUUCUGUGAUGGAGGAGAUUGAAGCGCACCUGAGAUCAGAAAAUCUCACCACAGAUCCGCUGUCUCCUGCUCUGUGGUCAGCUCUGGUCUACAUCUUACUGUCAUCUGAAGAAGAUCUGAAGGAGUUUGACCCCAAGAAAUAUUCUGCUUCAGAGGAGGCUCUUCUGAAGCUGCUGCCAGUGGUCAAAGCCUCCAACAAAGCUCUGUUGAGCUGCUGUGAUCUGUCAGAGAGAAGCUGUAAAGCUCUGUCUUCAGUUCUCAGCUCUCAGUCCUCCAGUCUGACACAUCUGGACCUGAGUAACAACGGCCUGAAAGAUUCAGGAGUGAAGCUGAUUUGUGCUGGACUGGAGAGUCCUCACUCUAAACUGGAAGCUCUCAGGUUGAGGAACUGUGGUCUGUCAGAGAGAAGCUGUGGAGCUCUGUCUUCAGUUCUCAGCUCUCAGUCCUCCAGUCUGACACAUCUGGACCUGAGUAACAACGACCUGAAGAAUUCAGGAGUGAAGUUUCUAUCUUGCGGACUGGAGAGUCCUCAUUGUAAACUGGAAGCUCUCAGUCUGUCAGGGUGUCUGGUCUCAGAGGAAGGCUGUGCUUCUCUGGUCUCAGCUGUGAGAUCCAAGUCCUCCCAUCUGACAGAGCUGGACCUGAGCUACAACCAUCCAGGAGACUCAGGAGUCAAACUACUGUCUGCUGCACUGGAGGAUCCACACUGCAAACUGAAGACUCUCAGGGUGGACCAUGGUGGACAGCAGUGGCUCAAACCUGGUCUGAGGAAGUAUUUCAUUCAACUUGACCUGGAUGAAAACUCCAUGAGCAGAAAGCUCAAACUGUCCAACAACAACAGGAAGGUGACACAUGUGGAGGAAGAGCAGCCGUAUCCCGAUCAUUCAGACAGAUUUGGAGGCCACUGGACUCCUCAGCUGCUGUGUGGAAAUGAUCUGAGUGGUCGAUGCUACUGGGAGGUUGAGUGGAGCGGAGAUGUUGAUAUAUCAGUGAGCUACAGAGGAAUCAGGAGGAAAGGGGAGAGUUCUGAAUGUGUGUUUGGAUGGAAUAAUCAGUCCUGGAGUCUGAGGAGCUAUGAUAGCAAUUACUGUGUCUGGCACAACAACAUCGUAACAUACAUCUCCAGCGCUUCCUCCUCUGGUAGAGUAGCAGUGUAUGUGGACUGUCCUGCUGGCUCUCUGUCCUUCUUCAGAGUCUCCUCUGACUCUCUGAUCCACCUCUACACCUUCAACACCACAUUGACUCAACCUCUAUAUGCUGGAUUUGGAUUCUGGUCCCCUGGUUCUUCAGUGAGUCUUUUGGAAGAUGAUUCUCAAAAGAGGUGUCAGGAACAACUGAAGUCCAACCUGCAGAACAGGUUCCAGGAGGUGUUUGAGGGGAUCGCUAAACAAGGAGAGUCCACCGUCCUGAACCAGAUCUACACAGAGCUCCACAUCACAGAGGGAGGGACUGCAGGGGUCAAUCAGGAACAUGAGGUCAGACAGAUAGAAAAAGCAUCCAGGAAACUAGACAAAGAAGAAAGAAGAAUCAGACCAGAGGAAAUCUUUAAUGACUCACCUGGAAGGUCUAAACCAAUCAGAACGGUGCUGACAAAGGGAGUGGCUGGCAUUGGGAAAACAGUCCUGACACAGAAGUUCACUCUGGACUGGGCUGAAGACAAAGCCAACCAGGACGCCCACUUCAUAUUUCCAUUCACCUUCAGAGAGCUGAAUGUGCUGAAGGAGGACAAGUUCAGCUUGGUGGAACUUGUUCAUCACUUCUUCACUGAAACUAAAGAAGCAGGAAUCUGCAGCUUUGAAGAAUUCCAGGUGAUCUUCAUCUUUGAUGGUCUGGAUGAGUAUCGACGCCCUCUGGACUUCCACCAGACCAAAUUCGUGACUGAUGUUACAGAGUCCACCUCAGUGGAUGUUCUGCUGAUAAACCUCAUCAGGGGGAAACUGCUUCGCUCUGCUCGAAUCUGGAUCACCACACGACCUGCAGCAGCCAAUCAGAUCCCUGCUGACUGUGUGGACAUGGUGACAGAGGUCCGAGGGUUUAACGACCCCCAGAAGGAGGAGUACUUCAGGAGGAGGUUCAGAGACAAGGAGCAGGCCUGCAGGAUCAUCUCCCACAUCAAGACCUUACGAAGCCUCCACAUCAUGUGCCACAUCCCGGUCUUCUGCUGGAUCACUGCUGAAGUUCUGGAGGAGGAGCUGAAGAGCAGAGAGGGAGGAGAGCCACCCAAGACCCUGACUGAGAUGUACAUCCGCCACCUGGUGGCCCAGGCCAAAAUGAACAAGGUCAAGUAUGAUGACGGAUCUGCCAAAAAUGAAAUCUGGAGUCCAAAGAGCAGGGAGAUGAUAGAGUCUCUGGGACAGCUGGCUUUUGAUCAGCUGCAGAAAGGAAACCUGAGCUUUGAUCCAUCCGACCUGAAAGAGUGUGGCAUUGAUCUUGAAGCAGCCUCAGUGUACUCAGGAAUGUUCACAAAGAUCUUUAAAAAGGAGAAAGGUGACGAGAAUGUUUUGUUCUGCUUCAUCCAUCUGAGCUUUCAGGAGUUUCUGGCUGCUCUUCAUGUCCAUCAGACCUUCGUCAACUCUGGAAUCAACCUGCUGGAGAAGAAACAAACCAUCAGGUGGCCAAAACUGUUGAUGAAGACACCUAAGCUCCACCAUCUCCAUCAGAGAGCUGUGGACGAGGCCUUGAAGAGUCCAAAUGGACACCUGGACUUGUUCCUCCGCUUCCUCCUGGGUCUUUCACUAGAAAGCAAUCAGCGUCUCCUAAAGGAUCUGCUGACACAGACAGGAAGUAGCUCAACAACCAAUAAGGAAACAGUCCAGUACAUCAAGAAGAAGCUGAGUGAGAAUCUGUCUGCAGAGAGAAGCAUCAAUCUGUUCCACUGUCUGAAUGAACUGAAUGAUGGUUCUCUGGUAGAGCAGAUCCAACGGUACCUGGGAUCAGGGCGUCUCUCAAUAGUUGCAGUGUCUCCUGCUGAGUGGUCAGCUCUGGUUUUCAUCUUACUGUCAUCAGAAGAAGAUCUGACGGAGUUUGACCUAAAGAAUUACUAUGCUUCAAACUCUUCAGGAGCCUCAGAGGAGGCUCUUCUGAACCUGCUGCCAGUGGUCAAAGCCUCCAACAAAGCUCUGUUGCGCAGCUGUGGUCUGUCAGAGAGAAGCUGUGGAGCUCUGUCUUCAGUUCUCAGCUCUCAGUCCUCCAGUCUGACACAUCUGGACCUGAGUAACAACGACCUGAAGGAUACAGGAGUGAAGCUUCUGUUUUCUGCGGUGGAGGAUCCAUGCUGCACAUUGAAUAAUUUGAGGUUGAGCUACUGUGGUCUGUCAGAGAGAAGCUGUGGAGCUCUGUCUUCAGUUCUCAGCUCUCAGUCCUCCAGUCUGACACAUCUGGACCUGAGUAACAACGACCUGAAGGAUUCAGGAGUGAAGCUGAUUUCUGCUGGACUGGAGAGUCCUCACUGUAAACUGGAAGCUCUCAGUCUGUCAGGGUGUCUGGUCUCAGAGGAAGGCUGUGCUUCUCUGGUCUCAGCUGUGAGAUCCAAGUCCUCCCAUCUGACAGAGCUGGACCUGAGCUACAACCAUCCAGGAGACUCAGGAGUCAAACUACUGUCUGCUGCAGUGGAGGAUCCACACUGCAAACUGGAGACUCUCAGGUUGAGCAGCUGUGGUCUGUCAGAGAGAAGCUGUGGAGCUCUGUCCUCAGUUCUCAGCUCUCAGUCCUCCAGUCUGACACAUCUGGACCUGAAACAAGACCUGCAGGAUUCAGGAGUGAAGCUGAUUUCUGCUGGACUGGAGAGUCCUCACUGUAAACUGGAAGCUCUCAGGUUGGAGAACUGUGGUCUGUCAGAGAGAAGCUGUGGAGCUCUGUCCUCAGUUCUCAGCUCUCAGUCCUCCAGUCUGACACAUCUGGACCUGAGUAACAACGACCUGAAGGAUUCAGGAGUGAAGCUGAUUUCUGCUGGACUGGAGAGUCCUCACUGU
Salarias fasciatus (jewelled blenny) is the source of this 5910-nucleotide messenger RNA. RefSeq lists its product as uncharacterized. Lineage: Eukaryota; Metazoa; Chordata; Actinopteri; Blenniiformes; Blenniidae. The record is from RefSeq and is a predicted model, not a curated record. Gene Ontology annotation, molecular function: protein binding.